UUGAGUUGAUAUUCUUUCAUUAUCAAGAGUGUUAUACUGAAAUUCGCUCCUUGGAAAUGUGUCGUAUAUACAGUAUAACGGUUUAAAAUUUAAAAAAAGUGCUGUUCAUAUUGCAGCAGUAAUGCUCCAAGAACAGUUGGAAAAAUACCUCUACAUUUGCUUGUAUAUUCAUGCAUGUCAAGAAGCUUCGAAAUGUGAACAAAAUGCCGACGAGAAUGGAAAAAUAUAUUGUAGCAAUGACAACAUCGUUGAUUCUGAAUGUGCAUUUGCAUGUGCGCCUUAUCAUUCGUUAGUUGGAUCAAGUAACAUCAAAUGUUUACAAACGUCAUCUGGAUUGAAAUGGUCGAAUUCAACUGUGGUUUUAUGCAAAGUCAAUCGUUGCAAACCAGAGAUCGACAUGCAUGUUCCGGGCAAAUUCGUGACUUGUUCAAGAACAGAUGAAGUCACUUCUGUAUGUCAUUUUAAAUGUUUAAAACCAGGGUACACGGUAUCCCCCACUAGAACAAUCAGAUGCUUACCGAACCAACAAUGGAGCGGGAAAAUUCCAUGUUGUGGUCGUUCUUGCAAUCUGUUCUCAAUUACGGAUAUUUAUAUAGUUUUGGAAUCUUCUGAAUACAUUGGAGUGAAUGCUUGGGUUAAAAUGAAGCAAUUUAUGAAGGAUGUGUUGGGGAGUUACGACAUAUCUUCGGAAUCAAUGAAGAUUUCUGUAAUGCGAUUUAAUAAGGAUGUGGACACCGACAAUAUUAUUCAUAUGGAUGACUAUUUGAAUAAAAAAUCUGAAUUCUGGUAUAAAUUUGAUAGACUGCCUCAUGGUGGAAAAGGAUCAAAUACUGGCAAAGCAAUUCGGUACCUUGUCAACAACAUGAUGAACAAAGAAUCUGGUAAUCGCAUCAAUGUACUGGACGUUGUUUAUUUAUUCUCUUCAGGAAAAUUUGAUGAUGAUGUUUCUGAAGCAUCGAGGGAAUUACGAGAAAGCGGAGCGUUUGUAAGUUUUGUUUUGUCAAAGGAAAAUACCACAAAAUCAAUACGUAUUCGUUGCAUGGAGUUAAAAGUUAAAUCCCUAAACCUGUCACAUCGGUAUGAAAAUCCUACGUGUUUCCAGUUUUAUGAUAAUAGACAAUAA
Messenger RNA from Styela clava, 1123 nucleotides. Lineage: Eukaryota; Metazoa; Chordata; Ascidiacea; Stolidobranchia; Styelidae. The record is from RefSeq and is a predicted model, not a curated record.